GCUCUAAACAGCAGCAACUUGAAUAGUGAUUUUACUAAAAAUUCAUAUUGUGUGUAGAGCAAUGAAAAUAUUAAUUGGAUUAUGUACAUACAUUGCAAUAAUUUGUGACUUCAUUGCUAUUGAUGGGAAAACAUUGAAGCCUGAAAAUCCCAUUUAUUUGAAAGAAUGUCCAAACAAUUUGCAACUGUUUGUAGCUGAUGAAGAUAGGACUGAAAAGUUUUGUGACUGUGAAGAUAAAUUACUGUAUCAUCAAGAACACAAUUCUUGCUAUGAUGCUUAUCGAAAAGGUCCCUGUCCAAUUGGAUAUUAUUUUAUAGUUCCGCCCGGUGAAAUUGUGGCAAAAUGCGAACAAAAUCCUUGUGAGAUUGAUGGUCUUGUUCCUUAUGAUGGACAGUGUCACACUCUUUGGAAAAUUGGAUAUCCCUGCAGUGAUAAUAGCAGUUAUUUAGGAAUCAAUGAGAAUUUUCAAAUAGAAUGUGACGACUUAAAAUAUGCAAAAACGAUUAAUGGUGGCAAGUCAUUAAAAUUCUGUCCAGCAAAUGCGUAUUUGCCUUCAAUAUACCAUCGUCCGGCUAAAUUUAUUUGUGAGUGUGAAGAACCAUAUAUAUUUUCUCCAACAAAUUUUUCAUGUCAGGAAGCUUACAGACAAGGUACUUGCCCCCAAGGAAGUUAUCUAACACUUGCUCCCGGUGAGAGACAUCCAAAAUGUGAAGUAAACCCUUGUCAGUAUGAUGGUCUUGUUCCAUUUGAGGGAGGUUGUCAUCGAAUUUACAAAUAUGGAACACCAUGUCCUAGUUAUUCUUAUAAAUUAACAGUUACAGCAAAAAGUUUUAAACCAAAAUGUGUUAAGUUUAAUUAUCCUAGUCCGUUACUUAUUGGUGGGAUUAUAACUGCGCCUGUAAAAGCUUGUACAGCAGGGAGUAAACGUGUUAUUUUAUUAGGAUGUAAACGCGUUUUCUCAUGAUCAACAAACUAUCGACAGAAAGAAUUCUAGGAAAUAAAAAUUCGUCAAAUUACGAUUCAGUGAAUUGGAAAUUCUCGACAUUAAAAAGGUUAUUGUUUUACAACUAUUACUGCUUUAUUAGUAUUUUUUGUAAAUUUAAAUUGUCUAAAAAUUCUGUUUACUAAUAUUAAUUUUCAACUUUUUAAAUUUCUUUGAAUUUUAAAUGUUUUUUUAUAAAUUCUUUUUAACUAAAUUUAUUUAUGAGAAUCCAAAAAAAUAUUACUAAACAAUUAAGGGACAGUGUUAUUUUGAACAUUUAUGCUCGUAUAAAUAAAAAUAUACAAAUAAUUUAAACAA
Molecule: messenger RNA, 1300 nt
Organism: Leptopilina boulardi
Lineage: Eukaryota; Metazoa; Arthropoda; Insecta; Hymenoptera; Figitidae
Exons: 3
Coding region: 62-964 (300 amino acids)
Source: RefSeq, a predicted model, not a curated record